AUGCGUUCUAACAACCUUCUGCUGCUCGCCAGCUUGGCGAGCUACGCUUUCGCUCUCCCCGCCGACCUGGACCGCCGCACCGGUCUCGUGUCCGAGUUGGUCAGCGACGUGACUGGUAUUGUCGAUCUGCUCCUCGGUGGUGGUACGAGCCCUGCCACCCUUCUGAGCGGCAUCAGCGCUCAGGCAGCCGCCGCUCUGGAGGGUGGUGCGCUGGGAUGCAAGGCCGGCUCUGUCCGUUCCAGCGCCCGUCAGGAACUGGCUCAGUGGCUCCACUCCAACUCGGGUGUUUUCCACGUCUCCGUGGUGAAGUCGAUCCUGGGUUGGUGUGAUGGCGGUGACGAGUCCGUCCUGCCUGUCGAUGUCACCUCUGUCCUGUCUAUGCUCGUCCCCACCUGUGCGGACAAGGCGGCUCAGGGCGAGCUUGUUGUGACCCUGGAUGGUAUUUUCGAUGCUGCUGAAUUCGUGACCGACAUUGUCCUUUCUGCUACUGCUCAAUCUUCCCUUACUUCUUUCCUUCAGGGAACCGUUGGCUCCCUGCUCGACUCCAAGAUCAAGGCUGGUCUUAGCCUCUGUGCCAGCGGUGGUGUCGCUUCUGAUCUCGCCGCAGAGGUCCGGGUUUCUCUGCUUCAGUGGCUCAAUGGCAGCGACUGCUCUCUGGCUGCCUCCCUGAAGAUCUCUGUGCUUGCUUGGCUGCACGGCAAGGCUGAGGGUGAUGCUAUUUCUCUCAGCUCUCUGCCCACCGGCGGUCUGUCCGUCAUCUCCGCCGGUGCCGCCAUCGAGAGCCUGGUUAGCGAGGCUGGUGUUCUGGUCGAGUCUGCCCAGAUGACCCUUGCUGCCAUCCUCAAGACUGAUGUCCUGGCUGAUGUCGAGGAGGUCAUCGUCUCUGCCCUCACUUCCUGCUCCAAGGGUGCCCACGCCUCCGCCCUCACUGUUGAGGUCCGCACUGCCCUGGCCAAGUGGCUCGCUUCCUCCAGCUGCCGCCUUGGUGCUGAACACAAGUCUCUGCUCCUGCUGUGGCUCUCUUUCGGUAUCACCAGCGAGUCGAUCUCCAUCAACAUUUCCACCGAUCUCAUCUCCGACCUGACCAGCUUCAUCACCGGCACUGUGGACUCCCUCCUUGGUACUCACCUCAGCGGCAUUCUCUCUCUGCUCACCUCUGGCGAGAGCCUGAUUUACAAAGACAGCAGCACUCCCUGCGACACUAUCACUUCCGAGACUGUUGUGCCCAUUGCUACUAGCACCGGAGAUGUCGAGCCCACUGGCACUCCCAGCGUUCCCGUCGUGCCUACCCCUGCCACCUCCGUCCCCGAGGCUAGCAGCACUCCCUGCGACACUAUCACCUCCGAGACCGUUGUGCCCAUUGCUACUAGCACUGGAGAUGUCGAGCCCACUGGCGCUCCCAGCGUCCCUAUUGUGUCUACGCCCAGCGCUCCUGCCCCCGAGGCCAGCAGCACUCCCUGCGACACCAUCACCUCGGAGACCCGCGUCCCCGUUGCUACCUACACCGAGGCGCCCGCGACCACCCCCGCUCCCUCGAUGACCACCAAGCCUCGCCCGGUUGUGACCAUGACCACUACCGUCAGCGUCGCUGUCUGCCCGCCCUCCUAA
Aspergillus terreus NIH2624 is the source of this 1608-nucleotide messenger RNA. RefSeq names its product putative cell wall protein. NCBI's taxonomy places the organism in Eukaryota, Fungi, Ascomycota, Eurotiomycetes, Eurotiales, Aspergillaceae. Bases 1 to 1608 code for a protein of 535 amino acids. The transcript has 2 exons. The record is from RefSeq and is a predicted model, not a curated record.